UGAUAUCUUUUAGCACGUGCAUUUUGAAAGAAGAAGUUUGAGCUCUAACCUAGUUUUUUUUUGUUUAAAAGGUGUGUUUGCCUUUAGUUUCAAACACACUUUCAGUAAUUUCUAUUGUACCAUGACUCGAUUUGCUCGAUCGAAGGGUUCAAAAGCUUCAAAUGAAAGAAUACCAGAGGCUGCGACAUCGUGGAGUGAAUUAAAACAACAGUUAUUGAGCAGUAACAAAGAUAUAUUGGAGAAAAAUAUCCGUGAAGAAGCACUUCAGAGAAGAGAAGCUAAUUAUCAAGCAUUUUUGAGAGAACGUGAGGAAGAACAGUUAAGAAAUGUGACGUGGGCCGACUUUGACAGUAAAGAAAUGAGAAUCGAUGGCAAAACAGCAGACAAUUUGAAAAAAAGUUCUCACAACACAAAUGGCCCACAUUUAAUGUUAAAUGCAAGGAAAUCUAUAGGUGAAUUCUUAGAGGAAAAUGAUAGCGAUGAGCCUCCAGAAGAAUGUGGUGUGAAAGAUCGUCCAAAAGAAGUUAUUGUUGAAAAAAAAAUAAAAAAAAGGAAACUGAAAAUUGUCAGUGUUAGAGAAGAACAAUUUCAUGAUUUUGAGGAGAACAAAAGUGAAUUAACUAAAGCUAAGCCUCAGUCUCCAAGAAGUUUACGAAAAAUUGAAAAAAAGGACAGAUCUCAGAAGCAGUUAAAGAAAAAAUUAAAACAAAAGAAGGAAAAAAUGAAUGAAGUGGAAAAAAAUGUUAAUGAAAAUGUCAUAGAAAGUUCAAAUUCACUUUUUAAAAAUGCAGCUGAGGAUUUGUCAAAAAUUGAAAAAAAAAAGCAAAGAAGAAUGAGACAGGCAGAAAAAAGAAAGAAAUUUAAGGAACUGAAAUUGAGCCAGUUGAAUUCAGAAGCCUCAAAGGACAAUGUAUCAAAAAACAAUGAUUACAGUGAUCCUAAUUCCAACUUAUCUGAAGAUGUACUAGCCAAAAUUGAGAAGAGGAAGCAGAAGAAAAUAAGACAAGCAGAAAAAAGGAAAAAAUUUAAGGAGUUGAAGAAAUUGGAGGAAGGUAGUAAGAACAGUGUUGGAAAUAGUAUUGAUGAUAAAUCUACAAUCCCUCAUGUCUUGGCAAAAAAACACAAGAAAGAUGUCCCCAAGAUGAUAAACAAAAGAAAUAAAAUAGGAGAUAAUGCUCAGCCUUCUAGGAAGAAGUCAUUGCCAGAAAGGAUGAUAAUAAAUGGAAAAUCUGUGGAUAUAGACUACAUAGAAGGUUUCCCUGUUAAAAAAGAAGAUGCAGAUCGACUAAGAAAACUAAAAAAGGAAAUGAUAAAUAAGGGAGUGCCCAGGAGUGAAAUUGAAGUUGCUUUAAAAUUGGAAAGAAGAAAAGCUGAAAAAGCACUUGCCAGAGAAAAGAAGAAAGUUUGUUUUAACUGCAGAUUAUCUGGUCACAAUUUGAGUGAGUGUCCGGCAUUAGGCAAAGGAGAAAUUGUGGAAUCGGCGGGAACGGGAAUUUGUUUCAAAUGCGGAUCCACAGAGCAUACCCAUUUUGAAUGCAAAGUUGUUAGAGCAGAUGCUUAUAAAUUUGCUAAAUGCUUCAUUUGCAAUGAGCAAGGACAUAUAUCAAGACAAUGUCCGGACAAUCAACGCGGGCUUUAUCCUAAAGGGGGGUCCUGUAAGGUUUGUGGAGAUGUGACACAUUUAAAAAAGGAUUGUCCAAAUUAUCAAGUCCAGCAGCAACAGCUGCAGCAGGGUAUCAAUGUGGGCACUCUUGGUGAUAGUAAUCCUGAUGAUUUUGAUACACAUAGAGCUACAGUUGGUAACAGAAUUGCCAAGCCAAGUAAAAUUGUUAAAUUCUAGGUUGUCCUAAUGCCUAUAUUGUUCAAUUAUAAUUGCUAUAAGUUUUGAAAAUAAAAUUUAUUUUAUAACUUAUUG
Molecule: messenger RNA, 1915 nt
Organism: Cylas formicarius (sweet potato weevil)
Lineage: Eukaryota; Metazoa; Arthropoda; Insecta; Coleoptera; Brentidae
Product: putative leucine-rich repeat-containing protein DDB_G0290503
Exons: 4
Coding region: 122-1840 (572 amino acids)
Molecular function (GO): nucleic acid binding; zinc ion binding
Source: RefSeq, a predicted model, not a curated record